AUGCGCCCGUUGCCAAUUGUGCAAGCUAUCAAUGGAUAUGUAUUAACCUCCAGGGACUCGGAGAUGAAGGAGACGGACAUAGUGGAGAAGAAGGAAGACAAGAAGGUGGAAGAUAAGGAGACUAAAGACACGCCUGCAUCACAGAAUCCAGCACAUGGAUUCCCAAUUGUCUCGUUGGAUGACUUAUUGACAGAAGAGGUUGUUCUGCGUCACUUGGAUAGGUUGCUGGAGAGCCAAAUGGCACAAUUGUAUGGAGACUUGUUGCCGCAGUCCGUUUCGCCAACCAAGAGCGAUAUUUUGCGGGUGAUUCGAUCGGGAUUCUUUCAUCAGGCCAACAAGGAGUUGAGCCAGACCAUGAGUGAAGAUGUGGGACACAUUUUGGCGUCGAGCUUCGGUUACGAGUACAGCGGAGAAGGCAUUGAGGCGUUUUUACGUGGCUUAAGGCUGUUGAAGGACAAAUAA
Messenger RNA from Sungouiella intermedia, 462 nucleotides. The record is from the annotation of a GenBank genome assembly. Lineage: Eukaryota; Fungi; Ascomycota; Pichiomycetes; Serinales; Metschnikowiaceae.